AUGGCAGCAGUUGAUAUGCAAAUGAGAUCAAGUGACUUAGGAGAAGGAAAAAAAAAUGAAAAUGAUAAAAUUCAUGGAAAUAAAAAUGACGAGGAAAUGCAAUCAGGCAUCAAAACAUAUUAUGAAAUGAAAAUAGAAGAAUAUGAAUCAAUUAUAAAUAAAAAAUUACAAAAUAAAAAACGGUUAGAAGCUCAAAGAAAUGAAUUAAAUACAAGAGUUAGAGAAUUAAGAGAUGAAAUCCAAUAUUUAUUAGAAGCUGCAUCAUAUGUUGGUGAAAUAGCUAAACCAAUGGGAAAAAAUAAAGUGCUUGUUAAAAUCAACCCAGAAGGUAAAUAUGUAGUAGAUAUAGCUAGCCAUAUAGAUAUAACUAAAUGUACACCAAAUACAAGAGUAGCUUUAUAUAAUGAUUCAUAUAAGUUACAUAAAAUAUUACCAAGUAAAGUUGAUCCCCUUGUUUCAUUAAUGAAAGUUGAAAAAGUACCUGACUCAACAUAUGAAAUGGUUGGAGGGUUAGAUCAGCAAGUUAAAGAAGUUAAAGAAGUUAUUGAAUUACCAGUUAAACAUCCAGAAAUAUUUGAAUCAUUAGGUAUAUCCCAACCUAAAGGAGUAUUAUUGUAUGGACCCCCAGGUACUGGAAAAACUUUAUUAGCACGUGCCGUAGCACAUCAUACAGAUUGCACAUUUAUUAGAGUUUCGGGUUCUGAACUUGUUCAGAAAUAUAUUGGAGAAGGAUCUCGAAUGGUUAGAGAAUUGUUUGUUAUGGCCAGAGAGCAUGCACCAUCUAUUAUUUUUAUGGAUGAAAUUGAUUCUAUAGGAAGUCAAAGAAUAGAAGGUGAACAUGGAGAUUCAGAAGUUCAAAGAACAAUGAUGGAAUUAUUAAAUCAAUUAGAUGGAUUUGAGUCGACACAGAAUAUUAAAGUUAUUAUGUGCACUAACAGAAUUGAUAUAUUAGAUGAUGCAUUAUUAAGACCCGGACGGAUCGAUAGGAAAAUCGAAUUCCCAAAUCCAAAUGUAGAAGCACGUAUUGAAAUUCUUAAAAUUCAUAGCAGAAAAAUGAAUUUAAUGAGAGGUAUUGAUAUGGUUAAAAUCGCUACAGAUAUGAAUAAUUGCUCAGGAGCAGAAGUUAAAGCUGUUUGUACUGAAGCAGGUAUGUUUGCAUUAAGAGAAAGACGAGUUCAUGUUACUCAGGAGGACUUUGAAAUGGCUGUUGCUAAAGUUAUGAAACAAGAUGCAGAGAAAAAUUUUACCUUAAGAAAGUUAUGGAAAUAA
Plasmodium berghei ANKA is the source of this 1269-nucleotide messenger RNA. Its product is annotated as 26S protease regulatory subunit 8, putative. Gene Ontology annotation, biological process: proteasome-mediated ubiquitin-dependent protein catabolic process. The transcript has a single exon. Gene Ontology annotation, molecular function: ATP binding; proteasome-activating activity; ATP hydrolysis activity. NCBI's taxonomy places the organism in Eukaryota, Apicomplexa, Aconoidasida, Haemosporida, Plasmodiidae. The record is from RefSeq and is a predicted model, not a curated record. Gene Ontology annotation, cellular component: proteasome regulatory particle, base subcomplex. The coding region runs from base 1 to 1269 and encodes 422 amino acids.